GUUGAGUCCCUUAUUAAAACAAAGUACACGGCAUAUAACAAAAAGCAAAACUCCACAUCAUUUGGCGCUCCCCAUACAGAAAUUUCCAAAUGAAGACCUCGCCGUCCUAAAGAUGCUGAAAUGUACAGCGCAUUUUCAAUUCAAGCGGUCAAGGUGACAGUGAGGGGCCGGAUGAGGACUAGAUUUUGCAGAGGUGUGGAGUGUGUGGAUGCCACAGUGAUCCACUAGACUGACGUCUCUCCGGUAGCGCAGACGAAGACCGCAACCCGGUUAUUUCACAGACUUCAGUGCAGCCAGGCAGUCGACAGGCUCUCCUGCAGAGAGACGGAGUGGGGAAUAAAAGAACUUCCGCGACGACGAGCUGUAGUUUUGCAGCAUGUUCCACCUUCGGCAAUCUCCGUUUAAACACACUCGCCCAGCAACUGUUUGAUUUUGCUGGCGUGUCGGCUGUUAUUCUCUUUUUUUUUUUUUUGGAGGGGGAGAGAUUCGUUUUUACCCCCUUCGGCUGAUGUAAAAAAAAAAAUCAACCCCUCUGUAUCAAAAUGAUGUGGACCUCUCAUGAUACUGUUGGAUUUGUUUUCUUAGCCGGAUUUUGUGUGCAAUUCGGAUUCUCCUUUGAAGGUCGCUUCACGGAUCUGCCCUCCAACAUGACGGUUAAAGAGGGACAAAACAUAGAAAUGGCGUGCGCUUUCCAGAGUGGAACCGCGUCUGUGUAUUUGGAGAUCCAGUGGUGGUUCGUGAAAGCGCCGGAACCCACUGACAGCGAAGAGGACGUCAAUGCUGAAGAGAUGGAGAUGAUACCAGAGCCUGAUCCUGAUGACGAGGGGACAAAAAUAAGUACAGUGAAAGUCCAGGGCAAUGACAUCUCACACAAGCUGCAGAUCUCCAGAGUCAGCAAGAGUGACGAAGGACUGUAUGAGUGCCGGGUGACACGAGCUAACUAUGGAGAGAUUGUGGAGUACAAAGCCCAAGCCUGGUUGAAGGUCAAUGCUACAGCCAGGCCACGACGACCACUGCCGCCACCCAAGAAAAGCUCCCCUCUGCACCUGACAGACAAGAAGCCGAGAAAGUCCAGCUCACCUCUGGGCCAGGAUAACAUGAGUUCAGACCAGAGGGUGGCCUCCACCUCCACCUCUCACACAUCCUCCAAUACAGCUAAACACAACCCCGGCUCAGGUACAAGAAUAUCAUCCAGCUAUGGACUGGCUGUCCUCCUUCUGGCAUGUGGUUUGGUGAGGGAUGCCUUGAUAUAAUUUGAAGAACUGACAUGGUUUGCACCCUGAUCUCGCUCUCUGUUUGCUCUCAAAGUGAACAAUAAAAUUGCCUGUUUCAUUUUUUUUCCCCCUACUCACCACGCGGACUGCACAGUUGCCCCUCAUUUCCCAUCAACUACUGCUCUUGUACCCAGCACAUUGUUAUUAGCCACUUUAAACACCAGUCACCUUUAAAUCAUUUGGAUUACCUUUUGCACAGACGUCAAACACCACCUGAGGUGCAAUGCUCCGGGGUGAAAACGGACUCUGUAUCUUGUUGGAAAACUCUCAUGGAAGAAUGACUUUCUUAUGUUUUUGCUGUUCCUCUUCAUGUGUUCAUUGCUCAAAAGUGAACAAGAAAAAAUGAGAAUCUACAUUUGUGUAAUAUAUAUGAUUCUAGAUAUAUAUCUGUUUUCUUUGAAACACCUAGAAUUAAUGUAUGUGCUGUAUACAUAGCUGACACUCACCAUAUUGUCCAUGGAACUUUGUUGUGAAUAGGCACUCUGGUCCUCUCAAAGAAGCAAAAGAAAUUCAAGUACAUGUUAAUUUAGACUGUUAACAUUAAGCGGCAGGUUCAAAUUUCUCAUUUUCCUUCAGAUGCAUUGGCCAUCUAAAUUAUCUAAUGUGCGUAAUUUUACAUCUUGUUAGUGACACGUAUAUCGGUGUGCAUGCUUAUUAGUCUGAAGGCUUAAAAGAGGGGAACAUACGUAAUUCGAGCUAUGUAAGUCAACACGAGUUCAGUGUUACAGUUAGCUUUAUUUUAAUGUGCUAGCUUUGAUGUGAAAAAAAAAAUUGUCCCUUGUCAAUUAAAUUUGUAUUGCAUCCUCAGUAGGAAUAAAAAGGAUGUCACAAUUUAUGAGUCAUUCAAAAUCCUGAUAUGUGACCACUGGAUGAUUAACUUUAAUUGACUUGCACUGUUUUAAAAUGGCAUGCUUCAAUUGCUGUGCCUCUCCCUGCUUUGUGUCAUUAUUGCAGAAAAGGUGAAUAAGUAUUCACCCACUUUGAUGAAGCAUAUUGCUAGUGUGUGUUAUGUUGACGCCAGCACACAGACACACACAUUCAGACAUUUGCAGAUGUUGAGAUGUUUGAGUGUCCAGAUCGUGAUGAGAUGCAGUGCAACGCGGAGAGCAGGCUUGCUUGUCAUCAACAUUGUAACUGACCCAUGUUUUUGAGAAAUAGGAUAAUUUUGUUGAAAUCUCCUCUCUUAUAUCUCACAGUAAUAUCUAUUUUAGCAUUAUUUUCAGAUUUAUCACAGAGAUUUUUAUCUGCGCAGAGCAUUUAUAAGCAAAACGCUUUGACAAUCUGACACAAACACAGACAGAGGUGUUUUUGGUGUCAUAGUGCAACACUUUCAGAUCAUUACCGUGAUACAGUGUACCCUCUAAAAUAAAUGGGAUUCUGUUAUUGUUGUUGUUAACUUUUGAGCUUAAAAGAAAACUGUGUGCCACCCAUCAGAAAUGCAGAUGUUACAAUUUAAAUUGAAAUAUUUAUGAAUAAUAGAGUAGAUGAUUUAUGUCUGAAGAAUUGUACUGAAUGUUAUUCACCUUGAGUAUCAUGCUGCCAGAGUGCAGCAGUUGCCCUGCAAUGAGAUCAAUAUUUUAUUUUGGUAGACAUUAAGCCACAAGUACGUACUAUUUUGCUCAGUUGAUGCCCUAAAUUCACACCAUCCUAAGGUAACAUGAAGCAUGAUUAUGUAGUUCCUCAUGUGCUGUAUGGUAUAAUCUAACAUUCAUACAUGACAUACAGAUGUAAUUACCAGUCAUUACUGUGUCGUGUUUUUUCAAAAGGCUAAAUGCUCAUCUCCCUUCAAGCUUUUAUUCCGCUUUGCAGACAAAGCAAAAAUUCCCCUUGUAUAGUUAUACUGCAUUCCCAAAGAACUACGGAGGGAAACAUGUUGAUUCAGCGCCAAGGUUCAAAGGCUGACAGGGUGUGUCAUACUGUGGAAUCGAACCAGAGAAGAGGCAUUUACUGAGCAGCAGCUGCCGGCCAGGGUACAAGAUGUGUGGGCGAUAGAGAGCAACGCUGUCCAGUCCCUAAAGUUCCAAAUAGCUUCAGGUUGCAUUUGGACAGUUAAUGUAGUAUCACCAUCAUAUAUAUGCCACUCUGCUGUGACUGAGAAUUGAUUUGCUGUGUUUUGAAAUGAGACAAGUUAUGUAAUAUGAUUCAGAUUGUUUAGUUUGCAGUAAAGAUACAGCUUAUUGUAAAGUACUGAGAAAGGGAUUUGGAUGUUGAUUCUAUUGAAAAUGUGCUGCAGCACUUUGGAGAGAGUGUGCACAGUUUGAGUGGACAGUUUGUCUAACCCUCAUGUAAAAAGUUACAGACCUGUACAACUUGUAAAUGAAAUACUCAGCAUGUUAACAUUUUUUUUUUAAUCCAUUUAAAAAGGCAGAGGCCAGUGAUGUUCUGUACUUGUAACAAUGGUGUCAUGUACUCAUAUCAAGUGUUAACCAGUCCAAAGUGGGUUUUCAUCUCUUCAAAAUGAAAUGGGUAAAUGUAUUUGACAAAAAAAAAUAUAUCUAUAUAUAUUAGAAACAUCUCUUUUAUGAAACUUUCAUCCUAAUCUAUAGGAUUCACUUGACUUUGGGUCCUUGCAACAUAUUGUAUAACAAAGAAGGAUAGACUGGAGUAAGGACUGAUUGGAUACUGUGAUUGGAGUGAUAAAAAAUGGAGAUUGUUUAAAAAAAACAUUGGAUAUGACGGAGGCUGAAUUGUUUACAAGCAACAAGGUCUCUGUCACCGAAAAGAAAGGUUCACAAUGACGGCUUGAGCAGCAGUUCCUUCAGGGAUGUUAUUUCAGAAACAUCACACAACCAUUUUUCUGUUCUGUUUUAUAUGCCACGCUAUUCAUCCUCUCUAGAUGUAUUUGUUUCUUCUAAUGUAUUUCAUUUCAAUGCGGUCCUGUCUGUUUGUUGAGCUGUCGAAAAUUCUGAUGGAUUCUAGUUCUCUUUUCUUUGGUAUUGUGUGAGGCUUCUGUACUGGAACAUUGCAGCAGUUUGUAUUAUAAUGACGAUACCAGAAUAAUAUUUAAAUAAACCAUUUUCACAGAUGAAAUUCAAACACUGAGGGAUUCCAUCUGUUUGGUUUGUAACAUAUUGAGCUUUGUUGCGAGCGAACUGGAGAGAGUGCUGACAAUGCUAAAAACUGGCCCAAUUUCUAACUUGGAAAAGAGUUUCGUUUUUUUGGGUUUUUUUUAGAGCUACAUUACUUUUCAUUUGACAGUACUGCUAAAUGUUACUCAAAAUUAAUUAAUUAUACCAGCUACCAAGAGAUGGAUAAUUGGAAAACCAGACGACAGUAAUGUAAAACAAGAGAAGCAUUUCCCUGAAGAAAGUGUGUGUGAUUGUUGUGUAUUCAGCUGCUGAUUGAUAUGGAUGACUUUAUAAUCAUACAAAAUCUGACCUAAUGUAUUGGCUGCUGUGUAGAAACUA
Messenger RNA from Scatophagus argus, 4681 nucleotides. It is a transcript of the gene vstm2a, whose product is annotated as V-set and transmembrane domain containing 2A. The transcript has 5 exons. Bases 543 to 1253 code for a protein of 236 amino acids. NCBI's taxonomy places the organism in Eukaryota, Metazoa, Chordata, Actinopteri, Scatophagidae. The record is from RefSeq and is a predicted model, not a curated record.